This is a messenger RNA of Nerophis lumbriciformis (worm pipefish), 2861 nucleotides long. The record is from RefSeq and is a predicted model, not a curated record. Lineage: Eukaryota; Metazoa; Chordata; Actinopteri; Syngnathiformes; Syngnathidae.
AAAAGCGGAAGUGUCAGCGGCGACUAGCAGCAGUUGGUGAAGAAUGAUCAAUGUGACGCGUGAGUGUUUAAAAGGACACAAAAAAGCCUGUCAUGUGACACAGCUGUGACUUUGUGGUGAAGAUGGCAGCAUGGACAUAACGCAGCUUCUACUACGUCGCUAGCUUAGCCAAUGUAGCAUGUCGCUAGCUUAGCCACGUUAGCAAACAUGCUAGCAGUCGGUGACUUUCUAGAACUGCUUCUAUUUGUGACUUUCAAGUUGUAUUUCCAACAAUGACUUUCUAGAACUGCUUCUAUUGGUGACUUUCAAGUUGUAUUUCCAACAAUGACUUUCUAGAACUGCUUCUAUUUGUGACUUUCAAGUUGUAUUUCCAACAAUGACUUUCUAGAACUGCUUCCAUUUGUGACUUUCAAGUUGUAUUUCCAACAAUGACUUUCUAGAACUGCUUCCAUUUGUGACUUUCAAGUUGUAUUUCCAACAAUGACUUUCUAGAACUGCUUCCAUUUGUGACUUUCAAGUUGUAUUUCCAACAAUGACUUUCUAUAACUGCAUCUAUUUGUGACUUUGAAGUGGUAUGUCAACAAUGUGGCUCCAGCAGCGACUGAAGGGUCUCCCCGGCUUGCUCUCGAGCAGCUGGGCUAGAAGAAUGAUCCUGGGACUGCUCAUCUUCCUCAUCUUCUACUGGUACCUGGGUGCCGAGCGCAAGUGGCGCUUCUUUAGCGGCUCGGCCAUGCCCGGCGGGGCGGCGGGACUGUGUCUGGAGGCGGAGAUCCACAGGUGGAAGUCCCUUGUGGAACGUGGGGAGGGUUUGUACAGCACAUCCCAGGAACAAGUGGACACACCCUUUGUCACGGGCAACGGCCAUAUUCUUAUUGACACUGACGCCAACAGACUGUGGGUGGCGUCCUCCUCACAGCCCGGGUCAGCCCCGGUCCACCAGGCGGAUUAUUCCCCCAUCGCGAGCGUUCAUCUGGAGGGAAAGCAGACUGAAGCACGGGCGACCAUGAUGUGGUUCCGGAAAGGAUCCGUGCUAUCGGUCCGCUGUGCCGCACGGGCGGCGGUGCAGUCCUCCCGGGGCUGCGUCACCAUCAGAGAGGAGUUUAUCGCCCACAGGAGCCGACACAACGUCUAUCUUCAGAGAGUCCACAUCAACAACCCCACUGACAAGCCGGCCACCUUCGAGGUGUCCUCCAAAACCACAGACUUUGACAGAAAGUUCUCCACCAGCGUGGACAAAGUGGAGAACAAGGAGAUCGUCCUGGCGUCGGGGAGAGUGUCCCUGGAGAAGAACCGCAUGGUGCUGGUGGUGGUGGUCACCAAGAAGCUGAGCGGCAGGAUCCAGGUCUUUCCCAACUCCGAGUACACAGACAACAUUGUGUCUGUGGUGAGGACUUCGCAGCCCAUCGAGCCUUCGAAGCUGGACGAGACCUUUGUGAGCCUGAGGGAUGAAGCCAAAAAAGAGCUCGUAGAGCUGCUGAAGGCAAAUGUGGACGACCUGGUCAUAGACCACCAACAGGCCUGGAUGGACCUCUUCAUUUCCGGCGUGGAGAUGAGGAAGAUCACGGACUCGCACACGCCGUCGAGCCGCACGGUGAACGCCACGCUCUACUACAUGCUGUCGUCCUGGGCGGCCCCCUUGCUGGAGCGGCGGCUGGGCAGCGAGGAGCGCGGCGCCCUGGAGUCCAGCCUCAACUACGCCGACCACUGCUUCAGCGGCCACGCCACCAUGCACGCCGAGAACCUGUGGCCCGAGCGGGUGAGCAGCGCCGCCCAGAUCCUGCAGCUGGUCACGCUCUGGACCCUGACGCUGCAGAAGCGCGGCUGCAAGGCGCUGGUGGCGGCCGGCGCCCACGGGGCCAUGCAGGGCAUGGCGCUCAGCUUCGGGGGUCUGCAGUUCACGGAGAACCACCUGCAGUUCCAGGCGGACCCGGACGUGCUGCACAACAGCUACGCCCUGAGGGGGAUCCGCUACAACCGGGACCUCAUCAACCUGGCGGUCCUGCUGGACGGCGAGGGCAAGCCCUUCCUCCACGUGUCCGUCAAGCCGCAGGAGAAGCCCGUCAAGCUGUACGCCUGCGAGGCCGGCUGCCUCAACGAGCCCGUGGAGCUCACCUCGGAGGUCAAGGGUCACACCUUCCCCGUCAUGGUCACGCAGCCCAUCACCCCGCUGCUCUACAUCUCCCCCGACCUGCGCCACCUGCAGGACCUGCGCCACACGCUGCACCUGAAGGCCAUCCUGGCCCACGAGGAGCACAUGGCCAACAGGUACCCGGGCCUGCCCUUCCUCUUCUGGUUCAGCGUGGCCUCGCUCAUCACGCUCUUCCACCUCUUCCUCUUCAAGCUCAUUUACAACGAGUACUGUGGCCCCGGUGCCAAGCCCCUCUUCCGCAGCAAGUGAUGACUAAUCAACUUCUACGUCUAAUUGAUGAAUACUAUUACCGCACAGUGAAGGUGUACAUGCAGGUGUGUACUUCUACAUGCAGGUGUGUACUUCUACAUGCAGGUGUGUACUUCUACAUUCAGGUGUGUACUUCUACAUGCAGGUGUGUACUUCUACAUGCAGGUGUGUACUUCUACAUGCAGGUGUGUACUACUACAUUCAGGUGUGUACUUCUACAUGCAGGUGUGUACUUCUACAUUCAGGUGUGUACUUCUACAUGCAGGUGUGUACUUCUACAUUCAGCUGUGUACUUUUACAUGCAGGUAUGUACGUCUACAUGCAGGUGUGUAGUUGUACAUGCAGGUGUGUAGUUGAUCGUGACACAAGCCGCUGAGCACUUUGCUGCACGUCUCUUGGUUGAUUUCUUCCGUGUGUGUUGAUGUUUUCUAAUGAUUCACUCCAUUAAAUGAACAAGAAAUCA